Messenger RNA from Cokeromyces recurvatus, 1992 nucleotides. RefSeq names its product SacI homology domain-containing protein. NCBI's taxonomy places the organism in Eukaryota, Fungi, Mucoromycota, Mucoromycetes, Mucorales, Mucoraceae. Gene Ontology annotation, molecular function: phosphatidylinositol-3,5-bisphosphate 5-phosphatase activity. The record is from RefSeq and is a predicted model, not a curated record. Gene Ontology annotation, biological process: phosphatidylinositol dephosphorylation. Bases 1 to 1992 code for a protein of 663 amino acids. Gene Ontology annotation, cellular component: intracellular membrane-bounded organelle. The transcript is spliced from 8 exons.
AUGUGUCAAUUUCAACUUUAUGAAACUAAAACUAGAUAUUAUCUUGUUGGCACAAAUGAAUCGAAACAACGAUAUCGCGUCCUUCAAAUUCAUCGUACAAACCCUACAGAGCUUGUUGUAAUUGAAGACGAUGUGCUCUACACAGAACAAGAGAUGACACGUCUUCUUAAAAUGAUUGAAGAUGGUAAUUUAAGUGUAGGAGGACUUCAGUUAUCACCAAUGCGUAUUUAUGGUAUCGUUGGCUUCGUACGAUUCACUCAGGGCUGGUACAUGAUUUUUAUAACCAAGCGCCGACGAGUAGCUAUCUUGGGUGGACAUUACAUAUACCAUAUCGAUGAAACAAGGUUAGUCCCCAUUAAUCCUGGAGAGACAGCAGCAACGAAGAUCAAGAUUGAUAAAAAUUCAGAUGAAGCACGUUAUGUAGCCACAUUUCAAAAUAUUGAUCUGGCCAAGAAUUUCUAUUUUUCAUAUACAUAUGAUAUUACUAACUCACUUCAAAAUAAUAUGACACAACCACCAUUAACAACAACUAAUAAAAAUGAUGAUACUCCCGGAUUAUUACAUAAUGACAUGUUUGUUUGGAAUCAUUAUUUAUUAAGUUCUGGAUUUAAGAAUUUAAAUAGUCGUUCAGGAUGGAUUUUACCUUUAAUAUAUGGAUUUAUAGAUCAAGCAAAAAUCUCAGUAUUUGGCAGAAGUAUUGUAGUUACACUGAUUGCUAGGAGAUCUCGUUAUUUUGCUGGAGCUCGAUUUCUUAAACGUGGUGUAAAUGAUAAGGGGUUCGUUGCAAAUGAUGUAGAAACAGAGCAAAUUGUUGCAGAUAUGGCAACAACUUCAUUCCAUUCAACAGAUUAUCUUUAUGGGAACCCACGAUAUACAUCAUAUGUACAGCAUAGAGGCUCUAUUCCACUCAUUUGGUCUCAGGAUACCACUAAUAUGUCACCCAAACCACCUAUUGAAUUAAAUGUUGUGGAUCCCUUUUUUUCAGCAGCAGCGCUUCAUUUUGAAAACUUAUUUCAACGAUACGGUACACCUUGCAUUGUUUUAAAUUUAAUUAAACAAAAGGAAAAAACAAAAAGAGAAUCCAUAUUAGGAAAGGAGUUUGAGGAAGCAAUAUCUUAUUUAAAUCAAUUCUUACCAGAAGACAAAAAGAUUAAAUACAUUGCUUGGGAUAUGUCAAGAGCUUUUAAAAGUCAUGAUCAAGACGUAAUUGGCUAUUUAGAGAAGAUUGCAGAGGAAACAAUGGAUGCUACAGGAUUCUUUCAUAGUGGAAUUCAAUCAGAUAAAAUCAAAUUAAGACAGUCAAGACAGCAUGGUGUGUUAAGAACAAAUUGCAUUGACUGUCUUGAUCGUACAAAUGCAGCUCAGUUUUUAAUGGGAAAAUGUGCUUUAGGGCAUCAGCUAUAUGCAUUAGGAGUGAUUGCGUCGCCUAAAAUUGAUUUUGAUUCAGAUGCAGUUAAUAUCUUUACAGAAAUGUACCAUGAUCAUGGAGAUACAAUUGCUUUACAGUAUGGUGGGUCACAUCUUGUGAAUACUAUGGAGACAUAUCGAAAAAUUAAUCAAUGGACAAGUCAUCCUCGAGAUAUGAUUGAAUCUAUACGACGUUUCUAUGCCAAUGCUUUUUCAGAUGCUGAUAAACAAGAUGCUAUUAAUUUGUUUCUGGGUAACUUUGUUACUCGAGAUGGACAACCUAUGCUUUGGGAACUAAGCUCUGAUUAUCACUUGCAUAAUCAACAUCCGUUAGAAAAGGCAGAGCGUAGAGAGUAUGACAAGAUAGAUGAUAAUCAAGAUUUAGAUUUAUUCAAGAUACCUAAACAGUUUCAAGUACCUGCUUAUAACCCAGAUGCUAGUGAUUUAUAUCAAGGCUAUUGGGUUGAAUAUUAUAAUCAUGAACACUAUACAAGUUUAGAUAGUCUCUUUACAUUUAAUAUGAAUGGAACACUUAAAUAUAGACCAGUUAAAAUAUCUGCUCAUUCAAAAGAAAUAAGAGAGUAA